Trichomonas vaginalis G3 is the source of this 2007-nucleotide messenger RNA. Its product is annotated as ribonuclease inhibitor domain-containing protein. NCBI's taxonomy places the organism in Eukaryota, Parabasalia, Trichomonadida, Trichomonadidae. The transcript has a single exon. Bases 1 to 2007 code for a protein of 668 amino acids. The record is from RefSeq and is a predicted model, not a curated record.
AUGGAUUAUUCAAUCUAUCAUAAAAUUAGAAAUGAUAAUAUUAAUACCAUGGAAAUAAAAACAACGGAUGAAAUAACAUCAUACUUUAAAUUUUAUACCAUUUUAACAAUCAAAUUUUCAGGAGAAAUGACAGAUACACCAUUAAUUACAGUGUUUUCAGAGAUGUUUCCAAAUGUUGAAACAAUAGAAUUAGCUGAAAGCAUCACAUCAAUUAGCACAUACUUUUCGAAUUCGAGUAUUAGUACAAUUAAUCUUGAGAAUGUUCAGACUAUUCAUUCAUAUUGCUUUUAUAAUUGCAAAAAGCUGACAACAGUUGAUCUACAUUCUGCAGAAAUAAUAUAUGUUUUUGCCUUUGCAUAUUCAGGUCUUAAAGGUAUAGUUGAUAUUGGUGCAGCAAGGCUUAACAAUUAUGCAUUUUAUAAAACUGAUAUUGAAGAAUUACAUUGUAUGGAUUUGAAAAAUGAUAUUAUAGAGAAUUAUCCAUUUUUAGAAUGCUCUAAACUUGCAAAAAUUAAAUUUAGGCCACAAAAUGGGGAAAUAUAUUUGAACUCUCUAAAAGGCGCAACAAAUUUAAAUUCAAUUGAAAUAGAUCCUAUUUCUGGUUUUUUAAUAGAAUUUCCAUUAGUUUAUAACACGGAUAAAACAAAACUUUUUGGUUGUGUUCCAUCAACCAGUAUAAAAGAAGUAACAAUUCCUGAAAGUGUCAAUAAGUUAGAAAAUGCAUGUUUUCUUGAUUGCGAAUUUCUUGAAAAAAUUACUAUUUUAUCUACAAGUUUGAGAAGGUUCCCAUUAAAUUCAUUUGCAAACUGCUCAAGUUUGAAAGAAAUUAAUUGUAAAUCAAAAAUAGAAAGUUUUGAUAAAUAUUGUUUCCAAAACUGUGCUAAUCUGGAAAAAAUAAAUUUCUUAGAUACCGUAAAUGAGCUAUCAAUAGCACCUUUCAAAGAUUGUAAAUCGUUGAAGACAGUGGCGUUACCAAAAGUUAAUUUCAUUCCAAUGCAAUGUUUUUAUGGAUGCUCAUCAUUGUCAGAAGUUCAAUUUAAUAGUGAUGCACCUUACAUUAUAAUUGAGGCAGAUGCGUUUAUGAAAUGUUCAAGUCUUAAAACAAUUCCAUUCAAUGAUAAACUUGAAUUCGUAAGUUCACAAGGAUUCGCUCUAAGUGGAUUAACACAGUUCACUAUAACAGAUAAAAUAAUUCAAAUCGGCAAUAAUGCAUUCUUAGGCUGUGCUGAUUUAGUAAUUACUAUUGAUGAACAACAUCCAGUAUUCUAUGUUACAGGACAAGAUAUAGUUAAUAAGAAAUCUAAUCGUGCCAUUUCAUCUUAUCAUUCUAGUUAUUCGAAUAUUAGAUUUAGUGAUGGAAUAACAAAUGUUGAUAUUGACAAUUUGUUUCAGAUUGUAGACAUUGAAACAGAAAAUGUAACAUUUCCUGACUCAUUUGAUUCUUGUUUUACAGAUUUUGGAUUUGCAGCUACGAAAUAUAGUGAUUAUGAAUUUAGAGAUUUAUCGUUUGCCCAAAGAUUUCCAUCAUCAACUACCUUUUAUAAAGAAGGAUAUAAAUCUAUUUACUUUUCAAAUAGUAAUAUUAAAUAUCCUAACAGUUUCCAAGGGAGAAUUGAAUGCAAAAUGCAUGCAACAAAUUUCUAUAAUUAUGCAAUCACUGAAGCAAAUUUAGAGAUAAUUAAGAAAGAUUUCGAAUUAUUAGAUGUUGAAGAUGACUUUGUAAUUGAAGAUAAUGAUGAUAAUAGCACCAAUAUUACAGACACAACGAAUCAAACAGAUACAACAAAUCAAACGGAUACCGAUGAAGACUGCGUUAUCCCAGAGAAAUUGAGUGAAGAAGAGAUUUAUAAAAGCAGCACAAAGUACAAAGCAGAAUUAGCAAUACUAAUUGUUUUUAUAGUUCUAUUAGUGAUAUUCAUUUCCCUUAUUAUCUUUUCCCAGAUCAAACUGCAUAGUUCAACAACGAAAGAAGACAAUGAAAGUGCUGAAUAUCAUAAAAAUGAAUAA